CAUUUUUGACGGCAAGGAGCCGCCCCAGCUCCGCCCGGGGCCCAGCCCCUCCCCUUCCUUCCCCCGUGGGCUCAGGCCCGGUGCCCCCGAGCCUGGGGGAGGGUGGGCUCCGCGCCCUCUUCCCCGCUCCCAUCCCUGGGCCAGAGGCCGCUUGAGGCAGCGGGGUCGGGCCUCUUCCAGUGAGGGAAGCCCUGGGGGCUCGGGAUUCACGGUGGCUUUGUUUGGGGCGUGAGAGCAGCGCGGCAGCGGCCUGGGGAGCCUGGCCCGAGGGGGGCUGUCCUGUCCUCCGGAGAACAGAGAGCAGGAUCUCUACGCAGUGGGGCCUCGGGGGCUACCGUCAGAGCCACGAUGGAGGGCCGCUUGUGCAAGCAGGUCCUCUGCCCAGAAGUGGGGACACGUGCCAAAGGCCACUGCCCCAUCACUUCCUUCCCUGAAAGCCCGAGCGAGAGCGUGUGUGCGCCCGCGUCUGUGUGCGCGGCCGAGGGACGGUGACAGAGGCGCCUUCUUCCUGUGGUGAGUGUCCCUCAGAGCUGCCAGGGGAUUCCCAGCCCCGGGAAUAUCGUUACAUCAGCCUUGGCAGCCGGCCCUGGGCCCUGCCCAGGCCUGGCAGCGUGGGUGGUGGUGUGGGUGGCCGGAGGGUGAGACCCAGGGGAACUUGGGGCCUGAAAGGAGGCCCCGGGUCCUGGGAGUUGAGCAGGAAGCGGGGGCAGAUGGGCCUCGCGCUCGGGUCCGUGGUCGCCGCGGCCUCAGGUGCCACCGGCCGGCAUCGGGUGGGUCCUGUCCGCCGUUCUGAAUAAAGCUCUGUGAGCUGGGCUGGAAAGCUGAGCACCCCGCCUGCCUUUCUUCUCCCACCCCUUCCCCUCGGGCCUCGGGGGCCUCGCCUUUGUGGCGGCCUUCUGCUGUCCCCCGGGGCCUGGGGGCGGCCGGCCCCGCAGCGUCCCUCGUCGGGCUUUGUCCUGGGGACGGUCCUCCCCGCCUGAGGUCAGGGCCCUGCCACCAGCCCCCUCCCAUGGGUCGCUCUCCACCCUGGCCUCUCUCACCCAGAUGUGGCGUCCCCGGCCCCCGCUGCCCCUGCCAGCGGGCCCCUCCUCAGGGCGGGGAGCGGGGAGCGGGGACCGGGGUCAUUGUCCCACGGUCGGGCCUCUUGUUUGUGUCGGCUCCCGCCAGGGCCGAGGCCAGGCUGCCCGAGGCGCCCGCUUCGUGCUCCCCAGUCCCGAGUCCCCUGACCCCCCAGCGGCCCACCUCUGACCUCGGGACACAGGCAGAGUCCUUCUCCUCUCCCUCGAGUUUGCACCCUCCACCCAAAGGUCUGUGUGCCAGGAGCCCCGGGCAGCCUGGCCUCCGGACCUCACUGCUGGAGACACGGGUGCUCCUGGGAGUUUGGAGUCGGCCGGGGAGGAGCUGGGGAGGAGCUGGGGUGAUGAAGAUGUCAGGGCCUGGGGAGGAGGAGCUGACUGUGUCUCCUUGUCUAAAUUAGGAAUGAGUCUGGUUUUUCCACACGUACCAAAAAACUCCUUGGGGAGUCCCCAUCAUGGCUCAGCAGUAAUGAAUCUGACUCGCUUACAUGAGGUUGCGGGUUCAGUCCCUGGCCUUGCUCCGUCGGUGAGGAUCCGGCGUUGCCGGGAGCUGUGGUGUAGGUCGCAGACACGGCUCGGAUCUGGCGUGGCUGUGGCUGUGGUGUAGGCCGGCAGCUGCAGCUCCUAUUUGGCCUCCAUAUGCCGCGGGCGCGGCCCCAGAAAGAAACCCGUGCACUUUCUGGGGGUUCCAGCCGAUGAUGUUCCUGAUGCCGCUUCCAAACUCUCUUCCCGCUCCCGGCCUCCCUGGCUCUUUUCCCAGCAUCCCGGCCUCCGGAGCCCCCGGGUCCUGGCCUUCACACUUGCUCUGUGCUCGCCACGGGUCCCCAUCCCGGGCUUUCUGCCUCCCUCGCCUCCCCUGAGCCCUGCCGGCGCCGGGCACGGCCCGCUCCCCUGGGAGGCGCCAGCGCUCAGGCGCGUGUGCCCGGUGCUCGGCUUGUCUGGGAGCCUCCUGCCCAAGCCGGACGGGCCCUCCGUGUGGUCUCCGUGCGGUGGGUCCCACGGGGCCAGCGGUGGCUGAGCCGAGCCACGGAGCUUCAAGAGGGGGUUCGGAAAGGCAGGCCCUUGCGGGCUGCUCGGGAGCCGGGUGGGGGCAUCGAGGCCUCCGGACGAGCUGGAGCUGCAGCUCCGGCCACGGGGCUGGCGUGACGGAAGUGGGGGCCUGAGAAAGGCCGGGCUGUGGACGGCGGCUGCGACGCGGAGUCGGAGACGGUCGGAGCCAUCUGCCCUGGGGUCCCCAGUGCCCGGGACGGUGUCCGCUCGAAUACGGUGUGAGUGUGAAGGAGGAAGCAGGAGGUCUGUUCACGCAGAGGAGCCAAGGCGGACGCCAGGGUCCUGACCGCUGGCUGGGACAGAAUUCUUGUGUGAGAGGCUGCCAUGAGGUCACGCCCUGUGGCCCGGGGACAGUGGGCUGGAGAGCGGGGCGCCCGGGAGGUAGUGUCAAGGGCCCCGGCCACCGCGAGCUCGGGCCGAGGAAGAGGUGCAGGUGCAGGCGCCUCAGGGACCGGCCCGGACUGUUGUGCAUGUGUCCCUUCUCCUGGUGGCCGGAGCCCGUCCGGGAUUCCCUGGCUCAAUAAAAGUGAAAGUGAAAUGGCAGGGAGAGGACAGCGUUUUCCCAGAAGAUUGCACCCUGCCUGCCCUUCCCAGAACCGGCCCUGGCAGUGGAGAGGGCUCUGCUCCCCUGGGUGACCAGGUGAGUCUCUGGUCCUCUUGGGGCCUCCGUGUCCAUCCCGUAGUGAAGGGUCACAUGGGACCAGGGGCCAGCGUGCUGCCGGGGUGGGGAAGGGCCCAGCAGGGGACGCCCCAGCCUGUGCCCGGGGCUCAUCCUCCAGCUGCCAGGUGGGGCAGGUGCACAGGGCAGUGGACAGCGGUGCCUGGCAGCCCACUGAGAGCUCAGGCGUAGGGAGGGCGGUGGAGCCCACAGGAAGAAGGUGGCCACACGCACGGCUGGAAUCUCAGCAAGCCGCCGAGACGUCGGAGCAGCGGUGUGUUCACCGUCUCCUCCCCCGCCGCCCCCGGAGGAGGAAGUUGUCACAGAUAUAUAGAGCCCGGCUCGCCGGCUCCGGACACACGCAUCAUGACCAGGAGGCAGAACUGGACUCCAGCCCCCAGGCCCCUGUGGGCCCUGCUCUUCUGUGCCCACCUCGUCUCCCAGGUGGCCAGAGGCACCCCUGCGCCCCAGGCCACCGUGGUCGCCAGCGCCUCAGCCGGGAUGGCCAAGGACCCCUGCUCUCUCCAGCCCCCCGCGCUCCUGCGAGCUAAGGGGUGCCCAGGACUGGAGGUGACCUGGCCAGAAGAGGAAGUCCCACUGAAUGGAACGCUGACCCUGUCCUGCACCGCCUGCAGCCGCUUCCCCCACUUCAGCAUCCUCUACUGGCUGGGCAACGGCUCCUUCAUCGAGCGCCUCCCGGGGCGCCUGCGCGAGGGCAGCAUCAGGCGGGAACGCCGGGGCGCAGGGACCCAGCUGCGGCGGGCCCUGGUGCUGGAGCAGCUGAGCCCCGGCCUGCGCCACGCCAACUUCUCCUGUGUUUUCUCCGAUCCUGGGCAGACGGCCCAGCGUCACCUGGUUCUGGCCCAGCUCUGGCAGGAAACGAGAAGGAACAGGACUCAGCAGCGCAGGGAGGCGGCGGCCCUCCUGCCUCGGCCCUGAUCCCCGUCUGCUUCCCUCCGCCAGGCUGGGCUGAAGACAAGUGUGCCCCCUGCUGAAGGAGCCCCGCCCCCCAGCAGGUCCCCUCUGCCACCAUGCCGACAGGUGACCCCCAACUCUGAAGCCUGUUUGAAUGGUCACCUCUUCCUUGAGGUCUACGCGCUCUCGGCCCGAGCCGCCUCCCGCAUCCACUCGGUGUUGGGUGUGUCCUUUGCGGGACGGUCCCAGGAAGGGCGGGGAGAGAGACCGCCUCCGCCCCCACUGCAGGCCCACGCCGGGCGCGCAUAAACCUUCGGUGGUAGUGUACUGGCGUCUGCCUUGUCCUUUCUCCUUCAGGCCUCGGCCGACCCGUGCGAGGAGGGAGUGUGGGGAGGUCUGUGGCCCCAAAAAGGCCAGGAGAAGGGAUUUGAGAGCAGGGAGGGCCCAGCAGGGACAAAGAAAGGUAUGCUUCUCUCGAGAGCCAGAGGGCCCUGCUUCCCCCGAGAGGUCAAGGCAGGUCAGCACUCCAGGGAGAAAAAUAGACUUUAUUUACAAGUAAUAACAUUUAGAAAAGACCCAUCCCUGGCCCUUAAAAACCUUCCCACCACGCCCAAUCCCACCCCAGUGCGAGUCUGGGGAAGGCGGGGAGGGGGGGCGCGAGCUGUCCCCACCGAGGCCCAGGGCCCGUCUCUCCUGGAAGAGAGCACCCUUUUGGGCAACUGUGCCCUCAGGGGGAUAGGAGCACCUGUAGACGGCAUGCUCCCCUAGGCCGAUGCCCGGUGCUGGACUUGAAGAGCGAGGGCCCUGACUCAGCCCAGCCACCAGGAGUAGCAGGGACCAGGGCCUGCUCCUCCAAUGGUCCCUCUUCGAUCCGGAGGCCGACAGGGACACUGGCGGGGCCAAGGACCCAGCCACUCAUAGUCAGCCUCGAAUCCGGUUGUGAUGGAGAAGUGACUCUGCUCUAAGACAACAUCAGGGGCAAGGUGGGGAGAGGACCCAGACUCCUCCGAGGCGCCGGGGCCAGCGCUGAGGACACGUCUCUUUACCUGGCCAAGGUCCAGGUACCAGCUGGGGCGUGGGCAGGCAUCACUGUCUCUACGGGUUUGGCCACUGGGCCUGGGAGCUGAGAGAAGGCACUGAAAGGGACAGGAGGAGGAGGACCAGGCAAGGGCAGCAUCCGAGACACAGGUGGGGCCGCUCACUGGUGGCGGCUCUUUAGUGCUUUGCCUGGAAGUGCAAGAGACACGGUCAGGCAGCUCAAGGAGCCGGGAAGACCCGCCCACCCAGGACCAGGCUCUCGCCUUGGCGCCGCCUUGGACAGCCACCCUCGGUCCCCAGCUGCUGGCGGUGCCUGCGCAGCUCUGAGUGGUCCCGGGAGCCGUGUCCUCCCACUCACGGCAGCCACCCAGGCCGCCAGAGCACCGGCUCUCAGCCCGCCCCCUCCCACAGUUCAGCGCGCCCUGCCUGGGAAGCGGCCUCGGGGGUGGCGGGGGCCCCAAGCCGAAGCCUCCACCUUGCCCUUGGCCCGAGGGGUGGCGGCGCUGGCCGUGGUGGUGGCGAUGCGAGGAGAGCGGCGGGUCCCACUGCGGGUGCUGGGCGAGGCCUUGGAUGGCGCUUUCUUGGAGGCCGCCCUCCGCAGAAGGCUGUUGCCCAGCUUCUUGGGCGUGUUGAGGAUGCUGAAGGCCAUGGACUGGCGGCGGUCAGCCUGGAGGGAGGGGGUGUCAAGCGGGGGGAGCCCCCCCGGCCUCCCCAGGCCACCCCGCUCUCCAGGGCUCCGCCAGCCAGGCCCCUGCGGGGUCUCCCUCCAGCCCCCAACCAACCUGUUUAACAACAGCUGCAGCCGCUUUCUUCUGGGCCUCAGUCGUGCUCUGUCUGCGCCCCUCGUGCCUGUCCCGGGGGGUCAUGGGGCGCGGGAAACAGCUGGUGGCCUUCUUAGACUGCGAGGAGAGGGCCGUUAGGCAGACAGGAGGGCAGCGGGACAGCUUCACCUCCAAAGCCAGGCUCUCAGAGCUGAGUGGCCCUCGUCCAGACGGCACCCACGCCGCCCCCUCCCCCUUGAUGGUGGCCAGGCUGGGCCGGAAAAGCACACGGGAGCGGACGCCACCCACCUCGGGGGUGCCAGGGCCCUGAUGGGACUCCGAGGAGACCCGUUUGCGCUGCUGCCGGGUGGUGAUGCCGGCGCCCUCGGCUAUCUGGGUCGGCUGCAUGCUGGCUCGGCGCAGGGUCUCCCGGGGGUCGCCGGUUUUUAUCUCCUCGUCCGUGAUGGUGGGCAGGCUCAGGGAGGGCUGUGGGGUGGGGGGAGAGGUGAGGGGGCCGCAGCAGGCCCGCCCCAGAGCGCUGGGGCUCCCUUCCCUGCCCCCGCCCUGCCCGACGACCACCACCAAGACCUCUGGGAGCCCCUGCCCCUCACAGCACCUCCCCACCGGCUACUUGACCAGAAGCAGGCUGCCCUCCUCAGCAGGCAGGCCCGGGCACUGGGGUGGGAAGCCAGGGGAGGAAGGUGAGCUGGCAGAGGCAGGUGCCAGGUGGGCAACCCCAGUGCUCACCCUGGACUCCAGCGGGUAGCAGGUCUUCAGGUGGGGGGGGCACACCCGGUUGCGCUGUUGCAGCUCCGCGAUGCGGUUCCAGUCAUCCAGCUGCUCUGGCUCAUCCUGGCACGUGCCCACGUAGAAGCUGUUCCUGCCUGGGGAGGACAGGGAGACGGAAGCCACUGGGGCUGGAAGGCCAGGAGGGGACGGUGGAGGCAGCCUCCUGCCGGCCUCUUCCGCCACCGCUUCUUCCCCCACCCUUGGACUUCAAGCCAGGCACCCCAGGGGCCUGCUCCACUCAGUGCUACAGAGCCAGCAGAGGGGCUCACACACUGCCUCGCUGCUUCCUCCCUGGGGUUACAGGCAGAGGCUGUGCCACCCGGAGAAACGAAAUGGAAGGCCAAGAACCGAUGAUGCCCGGGGGCUCCAGGAAGGCAAGUGCCUGCACGAGGCAUCGGAGGAGGAGCCUGGAGGACUCCUGACAGCAGCUGGGCAUCCCAGGCCCCUCGUGUCAGCAUCUCUGGCAUCCAGCCUGACGUCAGCCUGACUGCCCAGCAGAGCCCCGAUGGACAGGUGCGGGGAGGAGGGGCAGGUGACAUGCUGGAAGGGACCCGGCCGCCUGCCUUGGGUUUGUCCAAGAGCCUGUCCCCUACCUGGAGGAGCCCCGCUGGACACCCCAGCCUGAGAACGGCGAGCAGAGCUGCGGGUGGUGGGCCGGUAGCCAGGCAGGCUGAGCAGAGCCGAGUUGGCAUCGUCAGGAGAGCCCAGGCGGGCUAGAGACUGGGUGGAGGAGGCCGCUCUGGGGCCGCCCUGGGACGCAGGGGCCGACCGCGUGCUGUAGAAGGAGGAGUUGGCGCUGUCCGGCUCCUCCACAUCCAGCUUCUGGAAGAGAGGGUGAAUCUGCUACGGCGCGAGCAGGACACCCUGGAGAGAAGCCUCCCCAACCCGAAGCACCUCGGAUCCCCUCUGCAGGCAUCCACUCUGCUUGGCACGGGGUCCUUGGUGGCGCGUCCGCAAGACAUGGGCCUUGUGGCCAGAGUCCUGCACAAGGGGCUGAGGUAUCAAGACUUCCCGCCCACUUUCCCACUGAGCCUAUGAACAAGGCUGGGAGGGAGGGAGGGAGGGAGGGCAGAGUGUGUGCAUCAGAGCACUUUGGAAGCACGUGCACAGGAACAGGGCCACGGGCCCACAGGUCACCAAGCAAGGCAGUGGCGAGGCUGGGGCGGGACCCCACGUCUCGUGAGCUCGUCAGGCGCACAGCACCGUGUCUCCAGCCCCAGCGCCAGGGCCCCGACCCUGAGACCUCCUCCUUCCUCCUCUAGCAGCGCCGCGCCUCCUGCCUCCUUAGGACACGAGGAGCGGAGCCCCAGCCGGGCCAGCAGCCCCCCGGGCAGCCAGCAGGGGGUGCGGGGAGGCCCUGCUGGGCUGCAGCCGCUCCACACUGUCUCCUGCAGCCUGCGCGGGGCCGGGAGCCCUGCCCCUUGCCACGAGAGGCCUGAACGGCAGCCCUGCUGGGGAGCUCAGCCACCCAGCCGCGGGGCCGGGCCGUCAGCGCUGCCUGCCUCUCGGGGACCCGCGGGAAGGGGGCCCGGAGAGGACGCGGGCGCCCCGGCCAGCGGCUGACCUUGGUCAUGGUGAUGUUGAUGAUCUGCGUGGUGCGCCGGCGCGCGGAGCGGGUCUUGCGGCCCGAGUCCAGGAAGACGUCGCCCAGGGAGUCCAGGCUGCUCUCCAGCGGGGGCUGACCCCGGGCGGGGAUGGGGGUGAAGUAGAGGCUCUCCAGGGAUUCUACCUUGGGGGGCAGGCGCUGGGAGACAGGGGAGGCUGGCUCGCCGGGGAUACUGGUGCCAUCGGGCUGGGUGCGAGGCAACUUGCUGUGGGGGAAAAGCUGCUGACGGGCCACUCCGGGGCGGGCGGGCAGCCCGUCCUCCUUCGCUCCCAAGGAAACUGGGUCAAGCCCCCAGCGUCUCUGGUUCCCCAGAGCUUCCGGGGAGCACCCCUGGCCUGGGCCCCGCCUUCCGCCCGCCAGCCCGGGGCCCAGCCAGGCCGCGGCUCCUCACAGUCCUCAUUCCUGGCCACUGCCACGUGGCCACUGCCACAGACGGCUCCCCACCUCUUGCACAUGGUCCCCAAGGAGCAGCCUCCGCCCAGGCCCCCGGGCCACACACACGGGUGCAAUCCCACCUCCUCCUCCUGCCAGACCCUGUCCAAGAGGCCACUCUGCUCCCACGCCCUGCCUUGCCCUCGCCCUCGCUCAACGCAGCCUCUGAGACAGACACAGAGUGGGGACCAGCAGGGACCCGAGCCCGGCGGCCCAGGUUCAAGGCCAGCCCCGCCAUGGUGGGAGUCAGGGCACGAGUGCCCCGCUGCCCCUGGUUCCUCUGCCUCGGAGGGCUGGGAAGGGAUGCAGGAGUCUCUGAGGUGUUCACAACAGCGCCCGACGGGUCUAAGCAUUUAACAAAAGCAAUAAACGUGCUUGUG
Sus scrofa (pig) is the source of this 8705-nucleotide messenger RNA. The record is from RefSeq and is a predicted model, not a curated record. NCBI's taxonomy places the organism in Eukaryota, Metazoa, Chordata, Mammalia, Artiodactyla, Suidae.